Molecule: messenger RNA, 3675 nt
Organism: Amoebophrya sp. A120
Lineage: Eukaryota; Dinophyceae; Syndiniales; Amoebophryaceae
Source: the annotation of a GenBank genome assembly
AGGUGCUUUGUUGCAUCCCCCGUUAUUAAGGAUUUAUUUUCUAUCCCCCGUAUAAAAACUAUAACUAACAUUUUUCUUCAGUGCCAGUUCACUACUAUAUCACAGCAAGACACGACCAUUUCAGAUCAUUGCCUGUAGGAUCACCAUAGUAAUAAGUCACAACUUACUUCAAAUUCCAUAUCGCAAAAAGACAUCGAAAAGCAUGUCGCAGACCGGAAAAAGGCAGCUGAUUCAGGUGCACCAGUCGACUAUCAAAUGCAAAAAUAUCUUGGUCUGGAAGGAUACAAGAUUUGUCAUGCAUGUUUCUCAUGACCCAUGAUGCUUGUGAUGCAUGACCUAGCAUCGCAGACAUUUAGAGGGCUUCCUGAUGCACCUUCCGCAUGAGAAAUUCCCUGUCCGGGUAGCACAAACUGCACCCCUCUUGCUGGUCAUGCAAUACAAAUUUUUUUACCGUCCAAGAACAGCAUGACAAGUUGCAUUCUUCCAGACCCAGACAUUUUUACAUUUGAUAUCGACGGUGAACCGGAUCGCAAAGGACGGGCUGCGGCCCCGGGAGUGGAUUUUCAACACCCGCACGCGGCUGUAUCCUGAGCAAAAACGUCCACACCCCAUAGUCAAGUUGGAAAAUCAGCUAGACAAAUCCGCCAGCUUUGGUUGUUUCGCAUGACAGGUUUGUCCUCGUAGUGUAAUGCUGUUUAGCUAGUUCAGCAGCAUCACAGACCUAACAUAUCGCGCUUAUUAAAGCAUCACAAAUGCCAAAGCACAGCGAGAAAAUGCUUGGCAUGGGGCUCCGCACGAAAAACUUUUUUGGCAUGCAGGUUUGCAUGACAACUCGGGGCUGGGGGCGUUUUUACACAGGAUAGGCUGCGCACCGGCAUCUUCCAGGAGUACGUGCUGGACUACAAAAUCCUCGACGUCUGCCUGGUUUUCAAGCAGACCCUGGAGCCCGGGCGGGUGGCGGAGGCGGUGGCGAUUCUGUGCGCGUGGUACCCGAUGCUGGCCGGGCGCGUCGAGUUCAGCCACGACGUGGCGGUGGCCGGCGCGAAGAAGUGGGUCACCCACAACGACAAGGGCUGCAGUCUGGUGUUGGCCACCAUGGAGGGCAUGGGCUACGCGGACCUGCACGACCACGACCGCACGAUCGACCACCUUAACUUCUGCGACAUCGAGACGGACAUGCCCAACAAGAUCCUUUCGGGCGUGGCCCCCGUGAUGACGGUGCAGCUGACGAAGUUGCAGCGCGGCGGCUGCGUGCUCGGGAUCGCCCUGUCCCACUGCGUGUGCGACCACGGCGGCCUGCAGCAGCUGCUCCAGGACUGGAGCAAGCUGUACCAGGACCCGCUCGCAUUGAUCAUGCCCACGGCGAACGUCCCCGACUGCUACUUCAACGCGCCCUCCGGCGGCGAGAUCCAGGCGCACAUGCGCACCCUGGGGCUGAUGCGGCUAUCAAAAGGAAAAAUCCCCCCUCCCCAUAUCGAAACGAAGUUUCUGAUGCUGGAUUUCCAUACACAAAUCAGAUUUGUCUUGCAGUAGAGGACUGCAGGCAUAUGCCAAGCCUCAUUCGAGAGGUUUUGACGUAGGCGCCUAGCAUGACAAACGCGUAUGCUCUUAGCCCAACAGCAUCACAAACCGCCUGCAAAAUGCGGAACGCUUUCUGGACUUGCCUUCUUGCAAGACAGACAGGAUUUGAGGUCACAAAUGCGCAUCACAAAUUUUCAGACGGGCACGCUUUCGAUAUGGGGAGGGGGGUUUUUCCUUACGAUAGCGACUGGAGCGCAACCUAAGCAACCAGCUGAUCAAGGACGCCAAGGUGGGGCUCAGCCUGAUCGGCCAGCGCCUGGCCUCCCACUGCCGCGAGCGCCCGGACCACGUCCGGCUGUCCUUCACGAAGUUUCAAAAAGACCUGUUGAUCAACACGGCCGCGAACGACGAGGAGAUCGACCACAGUGUCACCACCAACGAGGCCGUGCUGGUGUACAUCUGGAACCUGAUGCUGGACACCAUCGAGUUUCCCAUGGAGCAGCGGGAACACCUCGCGGUCAUGAUGUACGUGGACCCCAGGUCACGGGUCUCGGAAGCCGAUGUGGGCAGCAGAGUAUAGCGUUUGUUUGUACACUUAAUUGAGACUGAGCUUGAGUUUUUGUUUUUGACCUAUCACGAAAUGAAUUAUCGUGAUUGUCUGCAUGCUGUUACUAGGUGAACAGCGCUAGUACGUGCAUGCAGAAAUCGCAUUGCACUGGCGUUGUACAGGUUUUCAUCAAUAAUCGCGAUGUCAAUGGUGCCGGUAAAAAAUCCAAAACCAUAAAUUUUAACAGACCUUCGGGAGCAUCAUAGCCGGGAUUUCAGUUCCAGUCAACAUGAGAGGGUCGCUCGGCACGGUAACGAGCAGCGUUCAUUUUAGCAGUCGAAAGGCGCUGAGGACAGAGAAAAUCGCCGCCAGUGUCAAGAUGGAGGCUACUAUCUUCCCCGAAAACGAGUCGGGUGAGGUCCUGUUCAACCCCCAGACCACAACAGAAAACAGCGGCUGCAUCGGAGAGUGGUAAGAGCACAGCGGGGAUCUCUGUUUUUUUUUGCUCGAAGAGUUAGUUUAUUACAUUGCCUAGUUAUUGCGUUGUGCGCACCUCCACGGGUAGUACAGGUAGAAGCGAGGGUAAUAUUAAGGUAUCAAAUUAUGUACUCGUACCCAAGAAUAUUUGUUCCGCGGUAAUAUCUAAACAGGUUCUACGGCGCACCACUGCUGGAUUGGCAGCGAGGGACCAAGAUGGCCACGUUUGGCGCGGACUUGGUGCGGUGCGAAGUGGGGUACUCCGGUGAGGUAUCAAAUGCAAAAAUGUCUGGGUCUGGAAACUUGUAAUGCUGCGUUGGGAACAGUGAAUGCUCUGUAAUGCACCACCAAGCAUGAGAAAUAUCUGCGCUUCUUUGUGUUGCGUUUUUCGCAUUACAAACUGCGUUUUUGCAUGACAGGCAAAAGGGUCUCUUCUUAGACACGGAUCGCAAACUUUUUGGUCAUGCCAGACAAGCAUGACAAAUAUCGCAAUCUUCCAGGCCCAGACAUUUUUGCAGUUCAUAUGAGGGUGUAAAGGUGUCUCCCCGGGUGGACGGCGGGUUGGACGUGUACUUGACACGCAUGGACCGCCUCUACUUCAACGGGUGGCCAGAGACCUUGGCAAAGUACCCCUACAAAGGGGCGUUCGUCGACGAACUGAAGAAGAGGCACGAUUCCUGGUGCCGAAAAAUCAAGCCGCCGCGACGAAGUGCGUUUAAUUUUGCCAUGGGGCUGAUGGACGCCCAACAGUGAGCAGGCCACAUCGUCGACCGGGGCACGUGUCAUCUUGAAGGGCGAGGUUUAGAAAAAAUCAUUUCACGAAACAAUUCAGAAAUCUGUCCCUGUUCGUUGUGGUUUGUUUACAACAUCUCUUGUAGUGUUUCUCAUUGCACUUUACAGUUGAUCUCAGUUUUUACACACAUUUUUAUUGUUCCCCCACCGAAUACUGCGGUAGAUAGGAUUUAGAGCAAAUUUAGGUCUCGCAUAAUUCCACAAUUUUCGAAUUCCAAGCUAUUCCCGUUACUGGAUCUAUAUCCUAGUUCCUACCGACAAAGAGUUGACUCGUGAUUCCUUCCGAAUUUGGUACACUACACGAGAAUGUUAUUCGAAGAAACUUUUUGCCCUCUGAU